UUUCGACCUCCCGAGUACCCUCCCCGGUUCCCACCCAAAGUCCAAAACUCUAAUAAAACCGACUUCACCCACGGCGGCUUUCCAAAAGUAGCAUAGAAUCCAUCGUCGCACCACCCGUCAAAUCUAAUAAUUCCCUCAAACCCUAAUUCCCGAAUCCAACCCCUGCCAUACCACUCGGUCCCAAGUCCAAACUCUUCCUCGCCUUUUUCUUCUUCACCUUAAAAACCCUAAAAACCCCAUAACCCGACCCCACCCCUCUCUCUCUCUCUCUCUCUCUCUAUCUGAUACCAAGCGAUGGCGUCCGAGCUAAUACUCUAUAAACCCACCCCUUCCGCUCCCUCCGCCUCCCAUACCCCCCUCGCCUCUUCGCCCCCACAACGACGCGAUGACGCCCACGAGAGGCGGCGCAAGGCCGCCAAGCGAAGCGCCGCCUCCUCGCCUGCGUCGUCAGCCGUAGCGGCGGCGCCGGCAGCCAGCAAGGACCGCCACACGAAGGUGAACGGCCGGGGAAGGAGGAUCCGGAUGCCGGCCCUCUGCGCCGCCCGGAUCUUCCAGCUUACCCGCGAGCUCGGCCACCGCACCGAUGGCGAGACCAUCGAGUGGCUCCUCCGCCACGCGGAGCCCUCCAUCAUCGCCGCCACCGGCUCGGGCAUCGCCCCCCACCCCUCCGCCUUUCUUCCCUCCUUCACCGCCUCGCCUCCCUCCUCCUCCUCCCCCUCCCCGCCACCGCCGCCGUCUUCCUCCUCGAUGACGGCUCCUCCUCCGCCGACCCCGGCCGGUUUCUUCGCCGUCAACGGGAUGGAGUUCGGCGCUCCGAUGGGGGGAUUGGGUUUCUCCUCUCCUGCCGUCGCCGGGAUGGAGUACCGGCACAUGCCGUACUACACCGCGAUGCUGAUGAGACCGUCGACGGCCGACGAGGAAGAUCAUCGAGAUCACACCAACAACUGAGGUCAGGGACAGAGUCAUGGUUUAGGAUUCUCGUCGAUCCCUUUUGUUUUAUAUCUCUUCUUCUUCGGUUUGGGUUCUUUUUGAUUGGGUUAUAGGGGUUUUUGUUCCGUAUAAAGAAGAAGAAAGAGGAGAAGUAACUAGAAAGUGUGUUCCAUGUGUGGUGGUCGAGGACUUGGAACGAUGUCUCUCUUUACUUACAAAAAAAUAAACAUAAUGUAUACUUUUAAAUAUUCGAUGUUCGGUGUUAUAACUUCUUUCAUAUUAUGUGAUUGGUUUUAGAUUA
This is a messenger RNA of Phoenix dactylifera (date palm), 1231 nucleotides long. Its product is annotated as TCP family transcription factor. Lineage: Eukaryota; Viridiplantae; Streptophyta; Magnoliopsida; Arecales; Arecaceae. Gene Ontology annotation, molecular function: sequence-specific DNA binding; DNA-binding transcription factor activity. The record is from RefSeq and is a predicted model, not a curated record. Gene Ontology annotation, cellular component: nucleus.